UUGAAAAUUCAAUGGAGGAAAGAAACCUGGUGUGGAAUUAGUGCCCCCUUUUCCACGGAUGACUUUGUUUCUGAUAAGAUUGGCAAAUCUGUGGCCUACAGAGUACAGAAUCAAGCUAUUCGCCAUUUUUUAAUAGACUCAAGCUAUUCGCUAUACUUUGUGGCCUAGAUGGAGAGCUCAUGCCUGGUUGUGAGGAUUUGGUCAGUAUUCAUGUCACUGUUUCCCCUGAUGAUCAUCACUAUGGCCUCUUCAAAUCUGAGAGCAAAUAAGGUGGAAAGACUAUCCUUGCUUGCCUUUAAAGCUGUAGUCAGUGAUCCUCUGGGCAUCCUUAGCUCCUGGAAUUAUUCCUCCAACUUAUGUCAUGAGUGGCGAGGGAUUACUUGCGGCAGAAGACGCCCGAGAGUCAAGGUUCUCGACCUCCGGUCCAGCCAGCUGAAGGGUGUUCUAUCUCCACAUAUCGGAAACUUGAGCUUUCUCAGGACAUUAAAUCUCCGAAGGAAUAGCUUCACCGGCACCAUCCCUCAAGAAGUUGGUCGACUGUCCCGGCUGCAAGUACUAAACCUCGGGGACAACUUGUUCAAAGGUUAUAUCCCCAUGAAUAUAUCACAUUGUUCUAACCUCCAUUAUCUUUUUUUGGCUAAUAACAGUCUUACUGGCGAAAUUCCAAUUGAACUUGGCUCAUUGUUGAAGCUUCAAGAACUUAUUUUGCGCAGGAACAAUUUAAUAGGGGAAAUUCCCCCUUCCUUUGGAAAUUUUUCUUCUCUUAAAGUUCUUUCUAUGAAAGAAAAUAAUCUGCGUGGCCUCAUGAAUAGCCGCCUUGGGAAAUUGAAAAGCUUAAGAGAUCUUUCAUUGGGUACAAAUAGAUUGUCUGGUACCAUCCCUCCCUCCAUAUACAACCUUUCUUCAAUUCAACACAUUUCUGUGGUUGGAAACCAACUUCAUGGAACUCUUCCUUCUGGGUUGGGCUACACAAUAUUUCCAAAGCUUCAAAUCUUUCAGUUCCAAAUGAACAGAUUCAGUGGACCAAUUCCAUCUACUAUCUCAAACGCAUCCUACCUUUCACGAUUUGGGAUCUCUAAUAAUACUUUUACCGGAAAAGUCCCUAGUUUGGCAAGACUGUCCAAUCUGGUUCGGCUGGAAAUUGAUGAUAAUAAUCUUGGAAAUGAGGAUGGUGAAUUGGAUUUUCUCUCUUCUCUGGUCAAUUGUACCGGUUUAGAACUUUUGGAUAUUAAUGGGAAUAAUUUUCAAGGAGUUCUACCUGAAUCUAUCAGCAAUCUCUCAACAAAGCUCAAGGUGAUGAGCUUAGGAAGGAAUCAGCUAAGAGGAAGCAUUCCGAUUGGGAUAGGAAAUCUCAUCAACUUGUUUGUAUUGAGCUUCGAGGAAAACCUAUUGACGGGCCCUAUACCGAGUUCAAUAUGUAAGCCAAGUAAACUAAGCAGUCUGUUUAUAAACCAUAAUCAGUUAUCAGGCGAAGUACCCAUUGAUGGAGUUUUCAGGAAUUCAACUGCGGUUUGUCUCGUGGGAAACAGAGGACUUUGUGGAGGUGUAACUCAGUUGAACUUGCCUCUAUGUUGUUCUGAGUCUUCUGACGGGAGCCUGUUUCCUCUUUGGACAUUAGUCUUCUCAGUUUUCUCUUUGGCCGUUGGAAGUAUUUUGGUGUUGUGCUAUCACUGCUGUGUGCCCCUUUAUAGAUCAAAUAAAAGGAAAGCCAAAGCUAAGGUAACCGUGAUACCAUUAUUGGAUCUUUCACUCUUAAAAUUGUCAUAUGGUGAUCUCCUAAAAGCAACUGAUGGCUUCUCUUCUCGGAAUUUGAUUGGCUCUGGUAGUUCUGGUUCUGUGUAUUGGGGAGUUCUUGAUCAACAGGAGGAAACAAUUGUUGCUGUGAAAGUACUCAACCUUCAAAGUUCAAGAGCUUCUAGAAGUUUUGUAGCUGAAUGUAAAGUCCUGAAAAGCAUUAGGCACCGAAAUCUUGUUAAACUAGUGACCGCUUGCUCAAGUAUUGAUUUUCAAGGAAAUGAAUUCAAAGCUUUGGUUUUUGAGUUCAUGUUGGAUGGAAAUCUAGAUGAAAUGUUGCAUUAUUCAGCUCAUACAGUGGUUCGGGUGCCCACUGUGCAGGUGCAUUUGAAUCUUAUCCAAAGGGUAAAUAUUGCCAUUGAUGUAGCUAAUGCUUUGGAUUAUUUGCACAGCCACUUUCACAACCCUAUAGUUCAUUGUGAUUUAAAGCCGAGUAAUGUUCUCCUAGAAAAGGACAUGACUGCCCGUGUCUGUGAUUUUGGGUUAGCAACCUACCUCCCACAUACUUCUUCACUAGAGAGUUCUUCCAAUAUAAUAAGGGGGUCCAUCGGCUAUUUUCCCCCAGAGUAUGGCAUGGGAGGUGCGGUCUCAACGUAUGGGGAUGUGUAUAGCUACGGAAUCUUGUUACUGGAGAUGCUUACUGGUAAGAGGCCAACAGAUGAUAUGUUUACAGAUGACACGAACUUGCACAAUUUUGUUCUGAUGGCUUUGCCUGAACGUGUGAAAGAAAUAUGUGAUCCGUUGCUUCUUCAAGAAAAGGAAAGCAGCACUAGUACAAAGCCUGCAAGCAAUAGGAAUGAUGUCCAAAAUGAUGAAACACGAAGAGUUGAAGAGUGUCUUAUUUCCAUUGCUAGGAUAGGAGUUGCUUGUUCUGUGCAUUUGCCCAAAGCACGAAUGGAGAUUGGAAAAGUUGUAGCUGAAUUACGUGUAAUCAGGGAUGUACUGACUGGAACCAGGAUGCUUAGAGAGUAGAGAGCACAUGAUCACUACCUAAGGCCUUAUCCGCCAAUGAUACAGUUGGUUGUGGGAGAGUCCAAUAUAGAGCGUCAGAUAAACCAGCUUUCACUACUUGGUGAGUUCAAUAUAUCAUUUAAUUAUGUAAAACUCCCAAGAAUUUAUUCAGAUGUUAUUAAAACAUUUCAUUGAGUCAGUUGUAUUUAUUCACAAGGAAAGUGGAAAAAACCAAACUGAGAAUACCUUUGUUUGCUGUGUUCUGAUUGAGAACCCAAUCUCUUCUUCUUAGACACAUUUUAAGACGAAUUUUAGCAAACAGGGUUCUGCAUCACCCGCCAAAACCUCCUCAAAUAGCCCCUCUCUGAUUUG
Molecule: messenger RNA, 3117 nt
Organism: Rosa chinensis
Lineage: Eukaryota; Viridiplantae; Streptophyta; Magnoliopsida; Rosales; Rosaceae
Product: probable LRR receptor-like serine/threonine-protein kinase At3g47570
Exons: 3
Coding region: 169-2766 (865 amino acids)
Biological process (GO): protein phosphorylation
Molecular function (GO): protein binding; protein kinase activity; ATP binding
Source: RefSeq, a predicted model, not a curated record